Grus americana (Whooping crane) is the source of this 1306-nucleotide messenger RNA. It is a transcript of the gene TRAPPC5, whose product is annotated as trafficking protein particle complex subunit 5. The coding region runs from base 90 to 656 and encodes 188 amino acids. The record is from RefSeq and is a predicted model, not a curated record. Gene Ontology annotation, biological process: endoplasmic reticulum to Golgi vesicle-mediated transport. Lineage: Eukaryota; Metazoa; Chordata; Aves; Gruiformes; Gruidae. The transcript is spliced from 2 exons. Gene Ontology annotation, cellular component: TRAPPIII protein complex; TRAPPI protein complex; TRAPPII protein complex.
CUUUCUCUUGCGCUUUGCGGCGGCCGCGCGGCGCUUUUGCGACGGUGUCGGCCGUAAAGCAGCGGCGGGGAGCGGCCGGCGCAGGGACCAUGGACGCCCGUUUCACCCGAGGGAAGUCCCCGCUCCUGGAGCGCGCGCUGGGCCGCCCCCGCACCGAGGUGAGCCUCAGCGCCUUCGCCCUCCUCUUCUCCGAGCUGGUCCAGUACUGCCAGAACCGCGUCUACUCGGUGGCUGAGCUCCAAGCCAAACUGGCCCAACUGGGCCACCAAGUGGGUCUCCGUAUCUUGGACGCUUUGGUGGCCCGGGAGAAGAGCGGUCGCCGGGAGAUCAAAGUCCUCAACGUCCUCCUCUUCGUCAAGGGUCCCGUUUGGCGAGCCCUCUUCGGCAAAGAGGCCGACAAGUUGGAACAGGCCAACGAUGACGACAAGACCUAUUACGUCAUUGAGAAGGAGCCCUUGGUCAACACCUACAUCUCGGUCCCCAAGGAGAACAGCACCCUCAACUGCGCCGCCUUCACCGCCGGCUUGGUGGAGGCCGUCCUCACCGCCAGCGGUUUCCCCGCCAAGGUCACGGCGCACUGGCACAAAGGCACCACCCUCAUGAUCAAGUUCGAGGAGGCCGUCAUCGCCCGCGACAAGAGCCUGGAGGGGCGUUGAGGGGGCUUGGGGGGGAGGGAAGCCCUCGGUGGGGACGCUGGAGGUGGUUGGGGUUCCUCACCGCCGCCCCUCGGUUCUCGCGAUGGUUCUUGGUCGCCUGCGGGGACGUUGGAGCUGGUUUGGGGACCUGGGCGCCAUCCAGUGUCCCUCUUGACGGCCUUGACCUCCCUCGGGGACGUUGGAGCUGGGUUGGGUCCCUCACCGCUGUCCCUUGUCCUUCCUGAUGGCCCUUGGUCCCUGUUGGGGACACUGGAGUCCCUUUGUGUCCCUGGACACCAACUCUUGUCCCUCCUGAUGGCCCUUGGUCCCCUUUGGGGACGUUGGAGCUGGGUUGGGUCCCUUGUCGCCAUCCUUUGUCCUUCCUGAUGGCCUUGACCUCCCUUGGGGACCUUGGAUCGGGGUUGGGUCCCUCACCGCUGUCCCUUGUCCCUUGUGAUGUCCCUUAGUCUUCUCUGGGGACACUUGGGGGCCCCUUUGUGUCCCUGGACACCAACUCUUGUCCCUCCUGAUGGCCCUUGGUCCCCUUUGGGGACGUUUGAGCUGGCUUGGGUCUGUCAUCGCCGUCCCUUGUCCCUCCUGAUGGCCCUCGGUGUCUCUCGGGGCCCCCCAAGUCGGUUGGUGUCACUAUAAACCAGCUCUCGUCCCUCCUG